GAUGGCGGGUCAGGACACACGCACAGGAGCAGCAGGGGAGCGCAUCCCUGGGGACCGCGCCAUGUGGGCCAGCUGGUGGUUCUGGCCCCUGGUGGCCGUCUGCACUGCGGACCAGUUCCGGAACACAGCGGAGAGGAUCAUGCAGGGCACGCCUGUCAUUGACGGGCACAAUGACCUGCCCUGGCAACUGCUGAAACUGUUCAACAAUCAGCUUCAGGACCCGAGGGCCAACCUGACCAGCCUGGCCCACACGCACACCAACAUCCCCAAGCUGAGGGCUGGCUUUGUGGGUGCCCAGUUCUGGUCUGCGUACACGCCCUGCGACACCCAGAACAAGGAUGCCGUGAAGAGGACGCUGGAGCAGAUCGACGUCAUCCACCGCAUGUGCCAGUUGUACCCCGAGACCUUCCUGUGUGUCACCGACAGCACAGGCAUCCGGCGGGCCUUCCAGGAGGGAAAGGUGGCCAGUCUGGUCGGCGUGGAGGGCGGCCACUCCAUCGACAGCAGCCUGGGCGUCCUGCGGGCGCUCUACCACCUGGGCAUGCGGUACCUGACUCUCACCCACAGCUGCAACACGCCCUGGGCCGACAACUGGCUGGUGGACACGGGAGAGGACGAGGCCCGCAGCCAAGGCCUGUCACUCUUUGGGCAGAGUGUCGUGAAGGAGAUGAACCGACUGGGCAUCAUCAUCGACUUGGCCCACGCGUCCAUGGCCACCAUGAAGGCUGUGCUGCAGCUGUCCAAGGCCCCCGUGGUCUUCAGCCACUCCUCGGCCUACAGUGUGUGCCAGCACCGGCGCAACGUGCCCGAUGACGUGCUCCAGCUGGUGAAGGAGACGGGCAGCCUGGUGAUGGUGAACUUCUACAGUGACUACGUUUCCUGCAGAGCGGAGGCCAACUUGUCCCAAGUGGCAGAUCACCUGGACCACAUCAAGAAGGUGGCGGGGGCCGGAGCCGUGGGCUUGGGUGGGGACUACGAUGGUGUGUCCAGGCUUCCCUCGGGGCUUGAGGACGUGUCCAAGUAUCCAGACCUGGCCGCCGAGCUGCUGAGGAGACAGUGGACCGAGGCAGAGGUCAAGGGCGUCCUGGCAGACAACCUGCUGAGGGUCUUCGAGGCGGUGGAGCAGGCGCGCAGUCACACACAGGCUCCCGGCGAGGAGCCCAUCCCCUUGGGCCAGCUGGAGGCCUCCUGCAGGACCAGCUAUGGCUACUCAGGGGCCCCCAGCCUCCACCUCCAGCCGGGGGCCCUGCUGGCCUCCCUUGCACUCCUCGUCCUCUGCCCGUGUCGCCUCUGACACCCUGGGUGCUAGAACGGCAGCGACUCCCCGUGCGCUCAGACUGGCCUGUCCUGGGCAGGCACCUGCGCUCCCCUGGGCGGCACAAAACACAGGCACGGCGGGACCCUCAAUAAAGUCGCCGAUCCUUUGAGUCUCGUGUCAUCAGCACCCUGGCCCUGGAGGGGGCUCCUGGCUGGACACCAGACACAGGAGUGCCUGAGUCCUGAAGGUCAGGGCCAGAGGGGUCAGGGUCUGAGAGGCUUUGCGUGGACGUUGCUGGAGGGUCUUUAAAAUAACACACAGUCCAGGCUCCGGCUGCCACCUCCCCACGCACAUCUGUAUACAGGUGCGUGCACACACACAGGCACGCACAUGUGUGCACAUCUGCACCCCAUAUCCUCAUACCGGUGCACACCCAUGCUCUCACAUAUACACACCCACACACACACACGCUUGUGCCCACGGCCCACCCCUUGGGCCAGCCUCUCUUGGCAAACAGGAAAGCAAGGUCUGGAGCAGGGAGGAACCCAGCCCUGCAGGGUGUCCUCACACACCAUGAACAAGGACCCUGCAGGGCAGGGCUCCGCCCAAGGGGGGCUCAGUAGCGUUCCCCCUGCCACCGGUCAUCCGGUGCAUGUGUCUUGAGAUGAAUAACUUGGUGACAGACCCUGGACAAGACCCCCAACGCAUCCCUCCUGGCCCCUUUCCAGGCCAGAGCCCCUGAGGAUGCCCCUCUGCGCUGUUACCCACUGGUGCCUGCCAGCCUGGGCCGUGGGAGCCAGCGAGGGCCUCUGGGCUGUGGCCCUGCCUCUCGCUCCCAGCAGGCACUCUCUCCAGGGAUACCUAAAGCCACCAGCAGGGACACUGUGGGUAUUUGCUGAUCACUUAGGAUCAGUUUAACGUUAAAGGAGAAGAAGGGGUUUCUGUCCUGAGUUGGCUGAACCCUGCCCAGCACGCCAGCCUGCCAUGGCUGGCUGAUUUAUCAGGGCUGGAGGGCCCCCUGGUGGGCCGCAGGCGGGCACGCCUGAGUUUGCUAACUGGGAGGGAUUUUCCCAUAAGAAACGCUGUAAUAUUCGUCUGAAAUAAUCUUAACCACGUUAGAAUCACACCCGAGGCCACACCUCACGUGUCAUCCCCAGCAUCUGGUUCUGGGGACCCUUCUGCUCACCCCUCAUUCACCCUGGGAGACACAGGCCUGCAGGCCUUUCCUGGGGGGCCUGGUAAGGGGCUCCAGGGAGGCGGGUGCCACACCCGGGCCCACCCAGCAGCGUGGAGCCUGCUCAGGAGCCCCUGGAGGGCUGUCUCCCCAGGCAGGGCCCACAUCAGCGAUUCUCCAACCAGGCAACAAGCGGCCCCAGGCCCUGUUCAAACCCAGACGUGCUCGGAGGGGACAAGGGGGGCCCAGAGCCACGGGUGGUCACUCUGACAGGCGGGCUGGGCACAAGGGGCAUGGACCCCACUGUGGUUCCGACUCUACAACCCUGGCCACGGAUCACACGCCCCAAAAACCUGGUCAAGACCAUCCAGGCCGCGAAGCACCAGCGUGAAACACAAGGCAAAUAAUCUAACAGAGACGACACAUUGAGGGGCCCAGCAAGGCCUGCGACAAACCCAGUCCUCGGGUGGGUAAGGGCGUCUCUCGGGGGUGGGGGCAGCCAGCAGUGCCGAAACUAGAACUUUGUGUGGGGAGCAGGGGCUGAGAACCUGAAAACGGGGUUUUCCCUGCCCAAGGAGUAACCCAGAGGGGGAGGCCUGACAAGUGCAAACCUGUGGUCCCCGUGCCCACGGGGCGUGUGUGUGUGUGUGUGUGUGUGUUGGUGUGUGUCCGGACAUAGUUUCUGGUGCACACAGUGGGGUGCCCGGACGUAGUUCCCGUGAGCACAGAGGGGGGCCCACAGACGUGCUUCGUGUGAGCGGUGGGUUGUGGGGAAGGUGGCCGGACGUAGUUUCUGGUGCACAUAGGGUGGUGCACCAACGUGGUUCCGGCGCGCAGAGAGGGGGCGCGCUGAUGUGGCUCACGUGUCCAGAGAGGGGCGCACUGACGUGGUUUCCGGUGCACACAGCGGGGUGACCAGAUGUGGUUCCCGUGAGUACAGAGGGGCGCCCGGUGGUAGUUUCUGGGGGCACAUAGGGGUGCGCACAGAUGUAGUUUCUGGUGCACACAGCGGGGCACCGGGACUUGGUUUCUGGCGCACACGUAGGUUGCCCGGAAGCGGUUUCUGGGGCACACGGGGUGGGGGGCGCCCGGACGCAGUUCCCACGAGCACACCGGUGCAGACCCACUGGCCUCGAGACCGUCCCGGUCACGUAGAGAAAUGGGAGGGCCUGUGCCACGUUCGGGGCUGGAGGGGCCACAGGGUAAUAACGUGAGGGCUGUUUCCUGAUUUGGUCGGUUCUACGGUAACUAGGUUGACGUGAGGGAAGCUCCUACAGGGAAGUAUACAGAAGUUGUGUACUUGGUUUGCAGCUGUUACAUAAGUUUAAAAGUAUUUCAAGGUAAAAUCAUAGAGGAACUGUGGAUCUGAUUCGGCCUCACCGAGCAGGGCCUGGGAAUCCCACUCCUCACAGCACCCCAGCUGCCCUCCUUCAGGAACCCGUCAGCCUCCUACUGGCGGGCUGGACUGCAAGCCGGCCGUCCCCUUAAGGCCCCCACCCCACCCCAGGCCACUAAAGCAAAGAUGGAGACAGUUCUCGGGCAUCAACCUCUUUAUUCACAACAGCAUUUCAGGAAAAGGCAAACUUCGCCUGCUGCCCUUUGAUGCAGUGUGGCCUCUGCCCCCAGCGGGCGUCUCCGUGGAGCUCUGCACCCCCUGGGGACCUUCUCUGAACCCCCGGCACGUGGGAGCCCCAAGGGAUGAUGGCCAGGGAGUAAGGCGAGGUCGGCAUCACAGAAGAAAAACCAGGUGGCUCUUGAAGCCCAUUCUCUCCGGCCUCACACCACAGUCCAGAGCCCCAGGCAGCCCACAGCACAACUUACUGUACAGAGCACACAAGGGCUCCAAGUCCAGGAAGAAUCAAACGCAGAGAGCCAGGGAAAGUUCUCCCACGUUUCUGUCCGUGACAGCCAGCGGCCAGCCAGAGGCCUCUGGUCAGCACCAACAAGCAGUGCUCUCCAGCUGACGCUGGGGAGGGGCUCAUACCAAAUGCUCCCGAUCUACUUGCUCCUUCUUUUUGGCAAAAAAAAAAAAA
Molecule: messenger RNA, 4465 nt
Organism: Aethalodelphis obliquidens (Pacific white-sided dolphin)
Lineage: Eukaryota; Metazoa; Chordata; Mammalia; Artiodactyla; Delphinidae
Gene: DPEP1
Product: dipeptidase 1
Exons: 10
Coding region: 2-1294 (430 amino acids)
Biological process (GO): proteolysis
Cellular component (GO): plasma membrane
Molecular function (GO): metallodipeptidase activity
Source: RefSeq, a predicted model, not a curated record